UCUUAAUAAGCAUCGAUUUUUUCGAGUUUACUUCUCCCUUUUCUUCCAAGUUUCAGUCUUGAUUGAUAUAAAGUGUUUUAUACUUUUAUUCGUUAGCACGUGGUAUUUUUAAUUCGGUAAUGUUUAGAAAAAAAUUCCUGAGUUCCUACUCUAAAAUCAUGCGUUUCCUGUAGUCAGAGCGCAAUUAAAAAUCGCAAUUCAAAGUGGAAUAUUUCGUUCGGUCCCACCGAACUUCAUCAGCCACAAUAAAAUUGUGAAUGUUAAGAAGGGUUAUAUGAUGUUCAUUAUGGUCUCAAGGGGGCUCAAAUAGUGUCUUAGAUGUUGGCUAAUUCGAAGCUAUUGUCUCUGUUCAAAGAGGGCUUUCGAAUCGUAAUUGGAUCUCAAUCUCUGUAAUCGUUGUUUGGAAAUGGGAUGAAAUACCGUCUCUUGUGUUUGAUACAUAUUUUUAUACCAUGCCAAGGAAAAUACAGGCAAUAAGAAAACAGGAAAGCCGUUGUAUGGUCAAUUGUAUUACAUCCAACUUUCCAAUCGAGUGCUGUGCGUAUGUGGCAUAUGCAUAUUUUGUGUUAGCCACUGUUUCUAUGACCUGGUAUAAAAUCGUUCUGUUAAGCUUUCCUUUGAUAUACCAUGGAAUAUGCCCCAAAGGCUUGUGUGUAUACCGAAAAAAUACAAGUGGCUCGUAGGUUAUUCCAUAGUAUACUACACGAAAACGUUGCAUAACUAGCAUAGACACGACAACUAACAAUGCAAUUCCAAUUUUCUCUUUUCAGAUAUAAUUCCAUGGAAUCAUGAACAGGAGCAUGGGGAGAAAUUUUACGAGCCCUUAUUUUCAGAAUAGCUCCAAUUCUACUCCACAAGCACCGACGCAGAUCAGCACCAUUCCCCUUUCCGAGCAGGUCACGUGGUGUGUUGCACUCGCUUUGGUAGCCUUCGCCAUUAUCGUUGGCAACACCCUGACCAUCGCAGUCUUCACUCGAAAGAAACUACUGCGCCUGCGUGCCAACUACUUCCUUGUGACGCUGGCUGUUGCAGAUCUUCUGGUGGGCGCCUUUGCUGUCCCGAUGUACAUUCACCAGCUUAUAUUUUACUGGAAAACAAACAAAGGAACUGACAAAGGAACUUACAUCGCGUACAAAGCUAUUGACAUUUUUACAGGAUUUGCCUCGAUUUUCGCUCUCACAAUUAUAGCUUUGGAACGAUUAUUUGCGGUUAUGCGUCCAUUACGACAUCGGAUCGUCUCAAAAUCUACUUAUUACGGCCUUAUAGCAGUUGUGUGGUUAUUAUCAUUGCUGGUUGCCGUGUUGUAUUUUAUGAACGGCUUCGAAGUAUUCAAAUUCAAAAUUUUCUUCUAUUUCAUCAUUUUCUUCAUAUUUUCUUCGCUUUUAGUCAUUUGCGUGACUUAUGCCCUCAUAUGGGCAAACGUGACAAAAGAGAAAAAAGAAAAGCCAAAACGGGAGAGUAGAUAUCAAGAAGAACUUGAGCAGCAGAAGAGAAGCGCGCAGGAAAAACAACUGGUCACCACUCUUCUCAUAUUAACGCUUGUUUUUGUUCUGACCUGGGUACCGUUCUACAUUUUAAACAUCGUGGUGUUCGUAAAUGAUAAAUGGGAGUCUUCUCAUAUUCCUUAUGAAGUUUUCGCCUUUACUAAACUCCUGCAUUACAGUAACAGCUUUGCGAAUCCCAUAGUGUACACCGUAAGAAUCCCCCGAUUUAGUCGAAUUCUUCUGGGAUCAUUUCGACGGAAGAAGACUGCACUCUUGGAGUCACUGCGGCGCCCAAAACAAUUAGCUAGUAGUCUUUGAAGCAAUUGUUCGUUUCAAUGACAAAUAUGAACACUGCUGAACUUGAUUACAAAUGGGGAAACUUUCUCUUAAUUGCCAGAACCAGGGCGUUGGUUGAAAAAUAACUAAAUCUAAAUCAAUUCAAUUAAACUGCUUUGUAUAUGCCAAGUUUUGUAAAAGAAUAUAUACAAACGUUAAUAAGAGCUUGAAGCUUCACAAAAGAAGUAAGUUAACAACAUAAACCACUUUAUUGUUGGGUUAGUUACUGAUAGGGGAAGGUAAAACAAAGAGCCAAAAUACCACAUGACGGCAAGCAUUGUCGGAACAUGCAACAGGUGCUGCUCAUUUGUUGUAGAUCAACUAUCAAAAGAAUUUUUCUGCAUUUGUGAGCCCCACUUUUUGCCGCCAUUAAUACAUGAGGUCCUCAUU
This is a messenger RNA of Orbicella faveolata, 2210 nucleotides long. RefSeq names its product substance-P receptor-like. Gene Ontology annotation, molecular function: G protein-coupled receptor activity. The record is from RefSeq and is a predicted model, not a curated record. Gene Ontology annotation, biological process: G protein-coupled receptor signaling pathway. Gene Ontology annotation, cellular component: plasma membrane. NCBI's taxonomy places the organism in Eukaryota, Metazoa, Cnidaria, Anthozoa, Scleractinia, Merulinidae.